Messenger RNA from Scatophagus argus, 1689 nucleotides. RefSeq names its product hypocretin (orexin) neuropeptide precursor (gene hcrt). Gene Ontology annotation, biological process: feeding behavior; neuropeptide signaling pathway. The record is from RefSeq and is a predicted model, not a curated record. The coding region runs from base 999 to 1448 and encodes 149 amino acids. NCBI's taxonomy places the organism in Eukaryota, Metazoa, Chordata, Actinopteri, Scatophagidae. The transcript is spliced from 2 exons.
ACACUUUCCUGAAAAUGUUUUAGUCACACAGGGUUCAGAGUAUGACUGACUAAAGCAACUUUUUUGUUGCAUUCAAACAGACACUGGUAUAACUCUUCGGAGCAUUUGAAAAGCAGCUUUUACGGUGAUUCUCAAGCAAUCGAUAAGGUCUCCCAAAAGCUUAUUGAUUGCUUGUGAUGCACUGUUAAGUCUCUUGAUCUAAAAUUCUUUACUUAUCAUCAAACAAGAAGUAGGCCCUCUGUUAUAUAAUGUAUGAGUCUGUCUAUUUAAAGCAAUGCUCCCUGUUGUCCAUAAGAUGGCAAAAAAUAUUAAGUAAGUGGCUGCAUGGAUGAAAUGAUAAAUACAACAAUCUGAAAGUCAAUAGUUGGCUUCAAACGAUUUUUGUUAUCGUGUUAUGUUGACUUAUGAGAGUGCCAGUUUAUAAUGCAAUGUGAUAGCAGGGUUGUAACUAGUUACUAGUUACGAAUUACUGGAUUGCCAAAAGCAUAUUGGUAAAGCCCUCUGUUUUUUCACUUGAAAUAAUUCCACAUGUAUUUUGGAGCAAGAAAAGGCACAACAAUGUUCUGUCAGUAUGGCACCUAUUGUGUCAGAGAAUAAAGCCUAUAGAGCCUUAUUAGCAUGACUUUUGUAAGAGCUCGUCAUUAGAACUGAGAAAGGACUUUUUCUAUAUUUAUUAUAUUUUAGAACUCAUAGGACAACAUAAGCUAAUUCUGUCCCUCACCACUCAUUAUUGUAAUGGUAUGUCUUCAUAAACCUUUGGCAUGCAGCUACAAAGCAAAUACCUGUAGUUCGUCAAAGGUCCGAAGAAGUGCCUAGGAGAUGAUGAGCCACAGGAGACUAAUUAAAGGCAGCAAGCUUGACAUCAACCCCUCAAAUGAGCAAGAAGAAGAAAUGAGAAUUUGUGGUUUCGUGUCAUUUUUGUGGUUGGCCUGAAUGACGUCCAUCAGUGCAGGCAUCACAGGACAAUAUAAAAGACACUUCCCCUCAAGGAACAUCAGAUGAGUUCGCUUCAGACAAGUCAGGAGAUGACGUGGUUCCCAACCAACUUCCAGAAAGCUGCCAGGAUGGACAUGACCAAAAGGAAAGUCCUGGUUCUGGUUUUGAUGUUGCUGCUCUCUCAACUGGCUUGUGAUGCUCACAGCGUGUCUGAGUGCUGCAGACAACCAUCUCGCUCCUGUCGCCUCUAUGUGUUGUUGUGCCGCUCUGGCAGCAAGACCCUGGGGGGAUCUCUCACAGGAGAUGCCGCCGCCGGCAUUCUCACUCUGGGCAAAAGGGAUGAAGAUCGCUUGCAGAGCCGACUCCACCAGCUCCUCCAUGGCUCCAGGAACCAAGCAGCAGGGAUCCUGACUAUGGGGAAGAGGACUGAGGAGAAGGCUGGAGAGCAGUAUGUGGACUGGCUGGCUCAUUCAGGGACUACCAUCACAACACCUCUGCCCGUUUUAAGCUAAAUACCUCAUGGUGUAAGCAUACUGGGACUCCUAAAAUCUAGGUAGAAAAAUCACACUUAUUUGGUGAGUGUUGUUGCACAAAAUGUGUAUUUAUUUCAUGUAGAUACAGUUUUUUGAUUUUGUUUUUGAACUGUCUUUUUGAACGUGAUAUGUUGUGCAUUUGCAGAUAAGAUUAUACAGAUGUGUAAUAUUGUACAUAUGUGGACCCAGUCUUGUGGUGUAAUAAAGAAUAUAAAGCCGA